GUGUCCAGUGGUUGCGUCGGAGGCGACUCCGGCACUGAGCCUUAUGUGGUUGCCCACCACUUGCUCCUUGGUCACGCAGCAAUUGUGAAAUUGUACAAGAAGAAAUACCAGGCAUCUCAAAAGGGCCAGAUAGGAAUUGUUCUCGUCACUCAUUGGAUGGUGCCCUACUCCAGCAGCAAAUCGAAUCAUAAAGCAGCCCAACGAGCCCUUGAUUUUAUGUUGGGAUGGUUUAUACACCCAUUAACUUAUGGCGACUAUCCAAAAAGCAUGCGUACCUUCGUCGGAAGACAUUUACCGACGUUUAUGGCUGAGCAAGCUAUGAUGGUGAAAGGGUCUUUUGGUUUCCUUGGGCUAAAUUACUAUACUGGAAAUUAUGCAUCUAAUGUUCCUUUUGCCAAUAGUAUUAAUGUCAGCUACUCUACAGAUUCACUCGCUAAUCUUACAAGAGUCGAUAUUGCACCAAUUAAAAAUCAUGAAUAUGAAUAA
Molecule: messenger RNA, 486 nt
Organism: Ilex paraguariensis (yerba mate)
Lineage: Eukaryota; Viridiplantae; Streptophyta; Magnoliopsida; Aquifoliales; Aquifoliaceae
Source: the annotation of a GenBank genome assembly